Messenger RNA from Cheilinus undulatus (humphead wrasse), 2882 nucleotides. Its product is annotated as potassium channel subfamily K member 1-like. Bases 112 to 1158 code for a protein of 348 amino acids. The record is from RefSeq and is a predicted model, not a curated record. Gene Ontology annotation, biological process: potassium ion transmembrane transport; stabilization of membrane potential. Lineage: Eukaryota; Metazoa; Chordata; Actinopteri; Labriformes; Labridae. Gene Ontology annotation, cellular component: membrane. Gene Ontology annotation, molecular function: potassium ion leak channel activity. The transcript is spliced from 3 exons.
ACCACUUCGGAAAGAAAAGAAGUUAAUAGUCCUUUAAAACAGCUGUCUGCGUGUUUAGACUAGGAAUAGUGGGUACAUUUUGACGUGUUAUCUGACGUGAUAACUUGAGAGAUGUCGCGCGGUUGUUCAGAAUGGUGUUCUCGGUUUGUAGAGAGACACCAUUCAGCGAUGAAUUUUGCGCUCCUCAUUUUUGGCUACAUCUUUUACCUCAUAAUCGGCGCAGCAAUUUUCUCUGCCAUUGAGCUUCCGUACGAGCACAAACUUCGGCGCGAGCUGAUAGAGGCCAGACGAGACUUCCUGAGCAACAACACCUGUGUGUCCGAGGCGCGCCUCGAGGAGCUGCUGGUCCGCGCGCUGGAGGCCAGUAACUAUGGAGUGUCCGUAGUGGGAAACGACAGCAACCACAACUGGGACUUUGUGUCGUCUUUAUUCUUCACCAGCACCGUGCUGACCACGACAGGUUAUGGCCACACUGUUCCCCUCUCAGAUGAAGGAAAGGCUUUCUGCAUCUUCUACUCCCUCUUGGGAAUCCCCAUCACCCUCUUCUUCCUCUCCGUUGUGGUGCAAAGGAUCAUGGUCGUGGUGACUCGGCGCCCAGUGUCCUACUUCCACCGGCGAUGGGCCAUGUCUAAAUCAAAGCUAGCCACCAUACACGCUAUCUGCUUAGCCCUCAUCAUGACCCUGCUGCUCCUCUUCAUCCCUGCUUGGAUCUUUGUCAGUGUGGAGAAGGACUGGGGCUUUCUGGAGUCUCUGUAUUUCUGCUUUAUCUCUCUGACAACCAUCGGCCUCGGGGAUUAUGUUCCCGGAGAGACCCACAGCAAAGAGGAUAUUACACACCCACAGCUGUACAGGCUGGCCAUAACAGUCUACCUGCUGCUGGGCUUGGUGUUUGUCCUCGUGGUGCUGGAGACGUGUUGUGAGCUUCCCCAGAUGAAACGUCUCAGACAGAGGUUCUGCAAGGAGAACGUCCGGGAGCUGGACUCUGAGACCACCAACAUCAUUGACAGGGACCACAUGAACGACCAGCUUGGCGAUAUCUCGGAUCACGUACCGGUCAUCCCUUCAGUGUCAGAGCAGGCUGCAUCUCUACAGAAGGACAGUAAAUCUACACCUUACAUGCCAGCACCCGGGUCUGCCUCUAAUGGAAAACUGAGAUGACAAAUCAUCUUCAGUACGUUUUUAGAAAGACUGAUGCUCCCUUUUGACUGUUACCUUUGCCUCAGUGUAUUUUUAAAAUAUAAAAAGAGCCUGAGAAUGCUUUAGUUGGGUUAUCUGCAUCUAAUCUGAGUCAUUUAAUCACUGUAAAAUGGAUUCCAUUUCUUCAGUGCCAACACCAACAGGCAGUUUUGGCGAAAAAGCAGGAACCACCCACAGACUAUCAAAAUCAGGAUGGCUUUGUUUUCUUUUUCUCCCACUGUUUCUCCAUUCCCUGCAGAUAAGACCCAGAUCUGUGACACAGAGGAAGGGCCGGGUCCCCGAGCGGAGGGAAACCCCACAAGGCACUGCUUCCUGCCAAAGUCUCUGUGUUGUAAUCCCAAAGCCGCACAGUUUGCUCCUGGAUGAUUUCACACCUGCUCUAUGCACAUUAUAUAAUCUAUGGUGGUAUUUGCAUGGGAAAUUAGCCCUCUUGGAAAUAGGAGAGCAGCACGAAGAGAAUCAGACGUACCUGUUGGUGGCCUGUUGCAUUUUUUAAAAAGGAUUCCAAGAUGAAUAUCAAAUGAUGGCAAAAAAUAAACAUUGCCAUCUUCCUGGUUGCAACAGGUGGUUAUUGGACUUCACAUCCUGCCAACAUGCUUAAACACAGUCCAUUUAUUCCAUUAUGCAGCAGACAGGCCUAGCUGCAACCAAAAUAUGAGGAAAGGACGGUUUAAUAUUUGAUACAGAUGGUGCUUCAGCUGCAGGGUUGUCACAAUACCAGAUGUUUAAACGUGGGUAUGAUCCUGGUGAAAAUCCAACACUAUCAAUGCAUACAUUUUCAAAAAGGUGGAUGAAAAAGUGGAAAAAAGAUUGAAAUAAAUUUAAGCGAUAUAACAUUUUCUAAAAUUUAUCUGAAUAUUUAUCCCCUUAAAGUUAGUAUUUAGUGGAUGCAGCAUUUGUUGUAAUCACAGCACUGAGUCUGUGGAUAGGUCUCAGCCAGGUUUCAUUCAUCUAGACACUGCAAUUUUACUCCAUUUUUCUUUGCAAAACUUCUCAAUCUCUGUCAGGUUGCAUGGGGAACAGGCGUGAACAGCCACUAGCUCCUGACUCAGCCCCUUCAGGGCAUUCACCUUGCUGUCUUUAAACCAUUUCUGUGUAGCUUUCACUGUGUGCUUGGGGUCAUUGUCUAGCUGGAAAUAAAUCUCCAAAGCCAUAGUUCUCUUGCAGACUAAAUAACAUUUCCCUUUAGGGUUUUCUUAUAUUUUGGCGCAGUCAUUAUACCCUCUACCUUUACAAGCCUUUCGAGGCCAGCAGCUGAGAAGCAUCUCCACAGCAUAAUACUGCCACCACUGUGCUUCACAGUGGGGAUGGUGUGUUUGUAGUGAUGUGUAGUAUUUGGUGUACUAUGGUCAAAAUUGUAUGUGUUUUCUUCAAUAGUGGCUUUCUCUUUGCCACUUUCCCAUAAAGCUUUGACUGCUGAAGAGCCCAGGCAACAGUUAUUAUAUGCAGAGUCUCUCCCAUCUCAGCUGCUGAAGCUUGUAACUCCUUCAGAGUAGUCAUAGGUGUCAUGGUGGACUCUCUCACUGGUUCUUGACAGUCACCCAGUUUGUGAGAAAAGCUUGAUCUAGGUAGAUUUACACAUGUGUCAUACUCCUUCCAUUUCUUGAUGGAUUUAACUGAACUCUGGAGGAUGUUCAGUGCCUUAGGAUAUUUUUGUAUCCAUCCCCUGAGAUAUACUUUUAACA